Molecule: messenger RNA, 723 nt
Organism: Aplosporella prunicola CBS 121167
Lineage: Eukaryota; Fungi; Ascomycota; Dothideomycetes; Botryosphaeriales; Aplosporellaceae
Product: carbohydrate esterase family 12 protein
Exons: 2
Coding region: 1-723 (240 amino acids)
Molecular function (GO): hydrolase activity, acting on ester bonds
Source: RefSeq, a predicted model, not a curated record
AUGCCUACCAAGCGCGCCACCCCUAAGAUUCACAUGGCUGGUGACUCGACCAUGGCCAAGGGCGGCGGAGGAUCCGGCACUCAGGGUUGGGGUGAACUCCUGGGCGAGGCCCUGAACGUCGAGGUCGUCAACCACGCCAGGGCUGGUCGCAGCGCCCGCUCCUACUGGGAGGAGGGCCGCUUCACCGAGCUCACCGACGCCGUCUCCUCGGGCGACUACGUCGUCAUCGAGUUCGGCCACAACGACGGCGGUUCGCUGUCCAAGUCCGACAACGGUCGCACCGACUGCGCCGGCAAGGGCACUGAGACGUGCAAGUCCGCUGACGGCAAGACCGUCUACACUUUCCCCUUCUACCUCAUCCAGGCCAGCAAGGCCAUCAAGGCCAAGGGCGGCAACCUCAUCAUCUCCUCCCAGACCCCCAACAACGUCUUCGAGACCGGCAGCUACUCCUUCUCGCCUACUCGCUUCGUCGAGUACGCCGAGUACGCCGGCAAGCACAUCGAUGGUGCCACCUACAUCGACCACAACAGCCUGACUGCCACCGCGUACAAGUCGCUCGGCAGUGACGCUGUCAACGCUUUCUACCCCAACGACCACACCCACACCAGCUCCGACGGUGCCGCCGUCGUCGCCAAGGCCUUCGUCAAGGGUCUGGUCUGCGCUGACCACGCUCUGGCGGCGCAGGCUGUCGACGAGAGCAGCCUCCCCGGCGAGUGCCCUUAG